Manis pentadactyla (Chinese pangolin) is the source of this 1625-nucleotide messenger RNA. It is a transcript of the gene PROC, whose product is annotated as protein C, inactivator of coagulation factors Va and VIIIa. The record is from RefSeq and is a predicted model, not a curated record. Gene Ontology annotation, biological process: proteolysis; blood coagulation. NCBI's taxonomy places the organism in Eukaryota, Metazoa, Chordata, Mammalia, Pholidota, Manidae. Gene Ontology annotation, molecular function: serine-type endopeptidase activity; calcium ion binding. The transcript has 9 exons. The coding region runs from base 105 to 1535 and encodes 476 amino acids. Gene Ontology annotation, cellular component: extracellular region.
GGCCAUCCUGAGCUGGGAACUUGUUUAUCUGUGGAGAGGGCGGCCCCAGCAUCGAGGGCUGAGCAAAUAUUUGCAGUUACGGAUUAACUCAGUUCCAGACUGUCAUGGCGGCAGGAGGGCAAACUUGCAGUCCCACGGCCCACCCCAGUGUCAGCAACUCCAGAAUGUGGCAGCUCGCAAGCCUCUUUCUGUUUGUGACCGUCUGGGGGAUUUCCAGCACACCAUCUACUCUUGACUCAGUGUUCUCCAGCAGCCAGCAUGCCCACCAGGUGCUGCGGCUCCGCAAACGUGCCAACACCUUCCUGGAGGAGCUCCGGGCCAGCAGCCUGGAGCGGGAGUGCAGAGAGGAGAUCUGCGACUUCGAGGAGGCCCAGGAGAUUUUCCAGAAUGUGGAUGACACGCUGGCCUUCUGGUCCAAGUACCUCGACGAGGACCAGUGCGCGUCCCCGCCCCCCGAGCACCCCUGCGACAGCACGUGCUGCGGGCACGGCAAGUGCAUCGACGGCAUUGGCUCCUUUCACUGCGACUGCGCCGGCGGCUGGGAGGGCCGCUUCUGCCUGCACGAGGUGCGCUUCUCCAACUGCUCGGUGGACAACGGCGGCUGCGCGCACUACUGCGUGGAGGAGGAGGGCUGGCGCCAGUGCAGCUGCGCGCCGGGCUACCGGCUGGCGGACGACCACGAGCAGUGCGUGCCCACAGUGAAGUUCCCCUGUGGGAGGCUGGGGAAGCGGAUGGACAAGCAGCGCAAGAACCUGAAGCGCGACACGAGCCAAGCCGACCACAUAGACCCGCGGCUCGUCAAUGGGAAGAUGUCGCUGCGGGGGGAGAGCCCCUGGCAGGUGAUCCUGCUGGACUCAAAGAAGAAGCUGGCAUGCGGGGCGGUGCUCAUCCACACCUCCUGGGUGCUGACAGCGGCCCACUGCAUGGAGGACUCCAAGAAGCUCACUGUCAGGCUCGGGGAGUACGACCUGCGGCGCUGGGAGAACUGGGAGGUGGACGUGGACAUCAGGGAGGUCCUCAUGCACCCCAAUUACACCCGGAGCACCACCGACAAUGACAUCGCCCUGCUGCGCCUGGCGCGGCCCGCCACCCUCUCCCAGACCAUCGUGCCCAUCUGCCUCCCAGACAGCGGCCUUUCUGAGCGCCAGCUCACGCAGGUUGGCCAGGAGACGGUGGUGACGGGCUGGGGCUAUCGCAGUGAGACCAAGAGGAACCGUACCUUUGUCCUCAACUUCAUCAAGAUCCCUGUGGCCCCACAUGACGAGUGUGCCCAGAUCAUGCACAACAUGGUCUCAGAGAACAUGCUGUGCGCCGGCAUCCUUGGGGACUCACGGGACGCGUGUGAGGGGGACAGUGGGGGGCCCAUGGUGGCCUCCUUCCAUGGUACCUGGUUCCUGGUGGGCCUGGUGAGCUGGGGAGAGGGCUGCGGGCGCAUCCACAACUACGGUGUCUACACCAAGGUCAGCCGCUACCUCGACUGGAUCCACAGCCACAUCAGAGCUGAGGAGGUUGCCCCCAAGGGCCAGGUGCCGUAAUGCCGCUCGCUGGUCUGCCUGGAGGCCGCCCCUGGAAUGGGCCAGGUGGUGGGAUGGUGAUAUGGGGGACAUUAAAGGGACAUGCCAGCA